AUGAUGCUACAAGAUGGCGAGAGACUGGAGAACGCGAUCCAAAAUGGCGGAAGCUCCACCUGCGACUCCUGCGCGCAUAAACCGCAAAUCAGACACAAGAGAAUGGUAAAUGGAAAGCCGGUACAAAAUGGCGAAUUCCCUUGGAUAGUUGCGAUAAUGAAGAACAUGCAGUACCGGUGUACAGGGAGUCUGAUAACGCCGAGACACGUUAUCACGGCUGGGCAUUGUUUAAUAAGGGCAUCCCCGGAAGACUUCGUCGUGAUUCCGGGUCGAUUUCGAUUGGCUGGUUACGAGGAAUCGGAAACCGUCGAAGAAUAUCGAGUGAAGUCUCUCCACGUCCACGAAAACUUCGACACAACCAAAUUUGACAAUGAUAUUGGCCUAAUCGAACUAGAGACGCCUGUAGACAUGAACGUGAAAAAACGGUUGAUUUGUUUGCCCGUUGACAAGUACGUAAACUAUAGUGGAAUGGUUGGAACUGCCGUUGGUUGGGGAAAAGCGAGCAUAUCUAACCCCUCGUUACCGGUGAUCGCCCUCAAAGUUAGUCUCUUGAUUUUGACAAACGAGGAGUGUGCACGGAGUUGUCACGAGAGGAUGCAAAUUACGGAAAACAUGUUCUGUGCUGGAUACCUGGACGGUGGGAAAGAUGCCUGCGAUGGAGAUAGCGGUGGACCGCUUCAAGUAACGCGGGACUAUGAUAGCUAUGAACUAGCAGGUAUCGUCUCAUGGGGAGUCGGUUGUGGACUGAAGGGAUAUCCAGGAGUUUACACGAAAGUCAUCAACUAUCUACAAUGGGAGUCUGCGAGCAAUCGAACCGGCAGGUUCCUCUUCGACGAGAUCUUCGGUAUAGACGUAACUGGUCCAUCCGAGGCCGACGACGAGAGGCUCAGGAAUUGUUCUUGCGAAUGUGGAGUGACGAACCAGGAGAUCCGCAUCGUCGGGGGGAAGCCAACGACUCCUCACAGAUAUCCAUGGAUAGCACGUCUGGUGUACGAUGGAAAGUUCCACUGUGGAGCCAGUCUUGUCACCAACGACUACGUGUUGACAGCAGCGCAUUGUUUAAGAAGGUUGAAGAGGUCGAAGAUCCGCGUCGUCCUCGGAGACCACGAUCAGUACGUGAACACGGAGGCUGUAGCGGUAAUGAGAGCAGUAAGUACGAUCAUUCGCCACAGGAACUUCGACAUGAACUCCUAUAACCACGACGUGGCCCUUCUGAAGCUGAGGAGACCCGUGAAGUUCUCCAAGACGAUCAAGCCGGUGUGUCUACCGCAGUCGGAAGCUGAUCCUGCCGGCAAAGAAGGGACCGUCGUGGGCUGGGGAAGGACAAAAGAAGGCGGCAUGCUUCCUGGCGAGGUUCAAGAAGUCCAGGUUCCUAUUUUGAGUCUUCAACAGUGCAAGCAGAUGAAGUACCGUGCCAAUAGGAUAACCGGGAACAUGAUCUGCGCCGGAAGGGGGAAACAGGACUCUUGCCAGGGGGACAGUGGAGGUCCUCUUCUCGUCCACGAGGGAGAUAAACUGGAGAUCGCUGGAAUCGUGUCAUGGGGCUACGGGUGCGGCCGGCCAGGAUACCCUGGGGUUUACACGAGAGUCGCAAAAUAUCUAAACUGGAUCCGCAUCAACAUGAAGGAGUCUUGUCUCUGCGAGAAAUGA
Messenger RNA from Orussus abietinus, 1650 nucleotides. Its product is annotated as transmembrane protease serine 9. The record is from RefSeq and is a predicted model, not a curated record. Gene Ontology annotation, biological process: proteolysis. The transcript is spliced from 11 exons. NCBI's taxonomy places the organism in Eukaryota, Metazoa, Arthropoda, Insecta, Hymenoptera, Orussidae. Bases 1 to 1650 code for a protein of 549 amino acids. Gene Ontology annotation, molecular function: serine-type endopeptidase activity.